AUGGGACGAAAAGAGCUUGAGGAAAUAUGCGACCGAUACUUGAGCCGCCGUGAAGAGCGCGAAAAGGCGGUCGAUGCCGUGGAAAGAUGUGUGAAAAAGGGCUAUGACUAUGAGCGGUUGAAGGACAAGCUGCUCGGCCUCGUCACCGACUCGCACAAGGCGCACAAGAUUAUCGACAAGGUGACAUCGCUGUACCCACAGCUUCGAAAGAGGACAAAGUUCGAAGAAAAUCGUGAAGGGCCAAGCGGGGAAAAGCGUCGGCGUGAUGACCGUGAAGAUCGCGAGAACCGACGGGGAUCCGAUCGAGACCGGGAUCGGGAACGCGAUCGUGAUAGGAGCCGCGUCGAGCGAGAAAAGGAGGAACAGCAACGGAAACGCGACAAAAUCGGCUAUGGCGACCCGUUCGCUGGACGCAACAUCAGCGACAGGGACAAGGAACGAUUGAUCAAGAUGGCGCAGGCCGAAUUGGAUCAAAAAAAGAAACAUCGCGAGGAGAACAAGAAUUUCACAGUUACCGAGGAUGAUUUGCGUGCCAAGGAGUUGAUGCUUGUCGCCCAGCAAGAAAUAGAGGAGCGGAAGAAGCAGUUUACUUCUCUCGUGACCGGAACUGUGCCUGACGACAAUGAACCCGUUUCACGGAACCCUUCAACAGUGCAACUGGGUAUUCUACGACCUCAAGAAGCUGCUCUCUUCGUCAACUAUUCGAUGGACAAGAAGAGCCGCAUUGAAGAGCUUAAGGCAAAAUUAAACGCGAGCAGAACGCUUUCUUCUAUCGCACCCGUUGUACCCAAGAAAGAUACGGCUACAGCAGAAGAGAAGAAGCAGACGAGGAAACAAUUGCAAGAGGCACAAUUCGAGGUCAAAGAAUACAUGGACCCGAGGAUUAUCGGCCGAGCGCCCGGGCGUAAAGCUCGAGUCUUCAAUUUCCACGAAAAGGGUGAAUUUGAGCGGUUGGCGAACAAGCAGCGGGCAAUGGCCAAGCUGGAUUUGCUGCAGGCUGAAAUUUCUGAAAAAGCCAACACGACCGGUAUUUCGUCGGCUGUAAAAUUGGCCAUGGUGACGCCAGCCACGCAUGCGACGACGAUUCCCGAUAUUGAGUGGUGGGAUCAGAUUGUGCUGGAGAAAGACAAUUACGACGAAAUCCCCGAAGAAACUGUGCCUACCCGCUACUCCGAGACCGUCACAAACUUGGUCGAACAUCCGACCCAACUGCGGCCGGCCACUGAACCUCACUCCGCCCAAUUCCUGCGCACCUACUUGACGAAGAAGGAGACGAAAAAGAUUCGCCGCCAGAAUAGGAAAGAAAUGCAAAAAGAGAAGACUGAGAAGAUUCGUCUGGGCCUUGAGAAACCGCCAGAGCCGAAGGUAAAAUUGAGCAAUUUGAUGAGGGUGCUCGGCAACGACGCCGUCCAAGAUCCCACCAAGAUGGAGGCCCACGUGCGGAAGCAGAUGGCCGAAAGAAUGAAAAAGUAUGGUAUCGACUUUAGGUGG
Molecule: messenger RNA, 1491 nt
Organism: Mesorhabditis spiculigera
Lineage: Eukaryota; Metazoa; Nematoda; Chromadorea; Rhabditida; Rhabditidae
Source: the annotation of a GenBank genome assembly